GAAUCGUCGUCGUCAUAAUGUCACGUGAGAGGCCUUUCGAACAGAUCAGUGUCUCAGUUUCGAACAGCUCAGCGCCUACGGUCUGUUCCAUACCAGCGCAAGCAUACCGGGUACAAUGAACUACUUCUACGACCUUGUGAACGCCUUCAUCGACACGUGCGACCCACGAGUGAGGAAUUGGCCGCUGAUGGGUAAUCCCACACCGAUGCUACUCUUGAUACUCGGCUACGUCGCGUUCUCGAUCUGGUGGGCACCGUGGCUGAUGCGAAGCCGCGAACCACUCCGCGUACGCGGACUGGUCCAGUCGUACAACCUCGCCAUGGUCAUCUGGAACGCUUACUUCGUCGUGGCCCUGGGGCGGCUGUCCUACUUCCACGAGGACGCGCGGAAGCGCUACAGCUGGCUCUGUCAGGGACCUGACUACACUCGAGGAGGCCUGCCCUUGCUCAGCCUGGCCUGGUGGUACCUCAUCAUGAAGCUCGCGGAACUCUUCGACACGGCGACUUUUGUGAUGACCAAGAACCUGAAUCACGUGACUGCGCUGCACGUCUUCCACCACGCGGUCGUCGCGGGCCUCAUGUGGUUCACGGUUCAGACUGGCGUCAUGGGGCAGAACGUUUUCUCCAUGGUCUUAAACGCCCUGGUGCACGUGCUGAUGUACGCGUACUACUUCCUCACCACGCUCGGACCCGAAGUGCGCAAAUGGCUCUGGUGGAAACGCUACCUGACUCAGGUCCAGAUGGCGCAACUCGCGUCCUUCGUGCUCUUUGGAGCCGUGCCCCUCUUCGUGGACUGCGGGUUCCCGCGAUGGUUGGCGCUGCUCAUGGUCGGAGUGCCGCUGGUGCUGCUGGUUAUGUUCUGCGCCUUUUACCGACGAUCGUACGCGGCCAAGGAAAGCCUCGGAUGGCUGGGAGACUGCCUUCAUGUUGAUGCGCACUCGAAACGCGGCUAACAUUCACCGUGCACCAAGUCGUGUGUUGUGUUGUGUAAAAAUAAAUGAUUUGGUUAAGCAGCUUA
This is a messenger RNA of Dermacentor albipictus, 1017 nucleotides long. Its product is annotated as very long chain fatty acid elongase 4-like. Gene Ontology annotation, molecular function: fatty acid elongase activity. Gene Ontology annotation, cellular component: endoplasmic reticulum membrane. The record is from RefSeq and is a predicted model, not a curated record. NCBI's taxonomy places the organism in Eukaryota, Metazoa, Arthropoda, Arachnida, Ixodida, Ixodidae. Gene Ontology annotation, biological process: fatty acid elongation, polyunsaturated fatty acid; sphingolipid biosynthetic process; fatty acid elongation, saturated fatty acid.